Medicago truncatula (barrel medic) is the source of this 1478-nucleotide messenger RNA. Its product is annotated as probable 1-acylglycerol-3-phosphate O-acyltransferase. The record is from RefSeq and is a predicted model, not a curated record. NCBI's taxonomy places the organism in Eukaryota, Viridiplantae, Streptophyta, Magnoliopsida, Fabales, Fabaceae. Gene Ontology annotation, biological process: lipid homeostasis; phosphatidic acid biosynthetic process. Bases 99 to 1259 code for a protein of 386 amino acids. Gene Ontology annotation, molecular function: lysophosphatidic acid acyltransferase activity; A2-type glycerophospholipase activity. The transcript is spliced from 9 exons.
GCUCAUAGUUCCUUUUACCUGUUGAAAACAAAACAUAUGGAGUAACAUUUUAGUCAGAAAUUCAAAGCUACGCACUUGAUUAAACUAAUUAUCGAAAAAUGGCGGAAGAAAUUAGACAAAAGGACGACGUCGAUUCAUCUUCGAAAUCUAAAAGCUUCUGGUCUUCACUCCGUUGGAUUCCCACUUCUACCGAUCAUAUCAUCGCCGCUGAGAAACGCCUUCUUUCCAUUAUCAAGACUGGGUAUGCUCAAGAGCAUGUUAAUAUAGGUUCUGGUCCUCCUGGCUCUAAAGUUAGAUGGUUCCGUUCAACCAGUAACGAGCCACGCUUUCUCAACACUGUUACAUUUGAUAGUAAACCCGAUUCUCCUACACUUGUUAUGGUUCAUGGAUACGCUGCUUCUCAGGGUUUCUUCUUUCGCAAUUUUGAUGCUCUCGCCUCUCGUUUCAGAAUCAUUGCUGUUGAUCAACUUGGUUGGGGAGGAUCAAGCAGACCUGAUUUCACAUGCAAAAGUACCGAAGAAACUGAGGCAUGGUUCAUUGAUUCUUUCGAGGAAUGGAGAAAAGCCAAAAAUCUUACCAAUUUCAUACUGCUUGGACAUUCUUUUGGUGGUUAUGUUGCUUCCAAAUACGCGCUCAAGCACCCUCAGCACGUACAACACUUAAUUUUGGUGGGACCUGCCGGGUUUACAGAAGAAACAGAUCCAAAGACUGAGUUUGUUACUAAGUUUCGAGCAACAUGGAAGGGAGCAGUUCUGAACCAUCUAUGGGAAUCUAAUUUUACACCUCAGAAAAUUGUCAGAGGUUUAGGUCCUUGGGGUCCUAACAUGGUCCGCAAAUAUACAAGUGCUAGGUUUGGUACACAUUCAACCGGGCAAAAACUGAUUGACGAGGAAUCAAGUCUGCUGACUGAUUAUGUUUAUCAUACAUUGGCGGCCAAAGCUAGUGGGGAGCUGUGUUUAAAAUAUAUUUUUGCAUUUGGAGCAUUUGCUAGGAUGCCCCUUCUUCAAAGUGCUCAAGAGUGGAAGGUGCCCACCACAUUCAUAUAUGGUUACGAAGAUUGGAUGAAUUAUGAAGGUGCCCAAGAAGCUCGCAAGCAUAUGAAGGUUCCAUGUGAAAUUAUCAGGGUCCCUAAGGCCGGCCAUUUUGUGUUCAUUGACAACCCAAGUGGCUUCCAUUCAGCUGUGUUUUAUGCUUGUCGAAGGUUUCUUACCCCAAAUUCGGACAAUGAAUCUCUUCCCGAAGGGCUAUCGUCUGCUUAGGAUUUAAUUUUGCAUCAAUCCAGUGUAUAUUAAUAUGGUUAUUAAUUUUUUUUUACUUCAUAACUGAAUGAAGCCGUGUCUUGUUUCUCAGUGAAGUGGAAUAUAAUGGAAAUAUAUGUAAUUGUAAUAACAAUAAUAUUGAUUUGUUGGGGAACUUUGAGGACAAAAACAUAUUCUGGUAAAAUUUUGUUGCACAUGCGACAAACAUAUGCUGUGAAA